UGCUGCGCUCCCAUUCAAAUGACGUCACGUACCACAUUACUGAUACGUACUGGUUUUUGGAGACGGCAGGGUCGCUAAAUGCAGUAAAACAGAAGUAAACGCCACCGACACACAGAAAGAUUGCAACAAAGGAUCAUUCGGUUGAUACGAGAUCACUACAUUUCUCCAUUAAGUCAGGUGACCGUCCGACCCACAGAUGAACUUUGAGCAGCCACCUCCGUACCCGGGCCAGGGUCCGACGGCCCCGGGCUACCCACCCCAAGGACACCCGCAACAAGGUUACCCGGCAGCAGGCUACCCUCAGCAGGGUUACCCAGUCAACGUGGAGCAGGGUUACCCUGUCAACAUGGAGCAGCCUAACCCCGCCUACCCCAACUACCCUCCUGGAGCCAUGGGCCCCGGGGGCCCCUACCCGGGGCCUGGGCAGCCUCCCUACCAGGGAUACCCACCACAACCACAGUUUGGUUGGCAGGGAGGGCCCGGGCCGGCCCAAGGCCCCAUGUACGGAGAAGGCCCCAAAAACACAGUAUACGUGGUGGAGGAGCGGAGGAGAGAUGACAGUGGAGACACAUGUCUGACGGCCUGCUGGACGGCUCUGUGUUGCUGCUGCCUGUGGGACAUGCUGACAUAACCCCUCCCCCCCCCCCCCCCACCCCCACCUCAUCAACACCACCUUCGCCUCCAUCUCUCUGUGCCUGGAAACCAAUCAAACCUUCUCUCGCUCUCUCGCUCUCUCUCUCUCUCAAACACACCUUGAACGUCACUCCACCUCCCAGAAGUAUCCCCCCGUGAAGAAACCUUUGCUCGUCCAUAAGGAAAAGAAACACCCACUCCAAACCACAAUCUCCCAUGGAUAUCAGCUCAUCUCAGCUCCAUGGAGCAGUGGCUGAUCCCCGGGUGUGUGUGUGUGUGUGUGCGCGUGUGAGUGUGUGUGUGUGUGUGUGUGUGUUCAUCCGCGCCAUCUUGACCAUGAGGGGAAGCACCUUUUUGAGAACCAAGCCCAAGAGUAUACUCUAGUCUGUCCAAUCUCAGGCUCCGUUCUGUGAUCAAACUCCUACAUGUUGCCACACGCACCCAUCACGACUCGAACACAUCAGAUCCCUGGUAAAUGAAUGACACACACCCACACACACACACACAUAUGCACAAAGACACACACACACACACACACAGUUCCACACACACCUAUAUAUAUCUCAGGCUUGUUACGUGUGGAGCUCUCCUUUGCACUUUAUGAUGUUAUAACUGUAAGAAACCCGCUCCUUCCCUCUCCUGCCCCCUCCCCCCUCACAGCCUUAUCGACCCCCCCCCCCAUGCCCCGAAUACCUCAUAUGCCUGGUCCCUCAUGGCUAACGCAGCUAGCACGACUGCUGGAUGCUAACAAGCCACUGGGCCCUCUUCAGAAGCCGAUGCUUGCAAUGUAUUCCUCCCUCUUAUUUGCACAGACAGUCCGGUUGCCGAUGUAUUUCUUCAGGUGAAUCGUGUGAUGAAUAAAAGAAACACCUUUUUUUCUUAAAAAAAAAGAUGAUGAUUUAUCUCUGAUUGCAUAACAUAGUGCACUUGCUUUCCUGCUGAGCCUGAUAAGGUGAUUUGAAAAUAUUACUUCCAACAUGAACAUUCCAUAAAAAAAAAGUGAAUAAAGAAAAAUGCCCCCCAAAAAAUCUAUAAAUAAUAAAUGGUGAAUAAUAGUA
This is a messenger RNA of Gadus macrocephalus (Pacific cod), 1691 nucleotides long. Its product is annotated as cysteine-rich and transmembrane domain-containing protein 1-like. Gene Ontology annotation, cellular component: extracellular exosome. The transcript is spliced from 3 exons. Lineage: Eukaryota; Metazoa; Chordata; Actinopteri; Gadiformes; Gadidae. The record is from RefSeq and is a predicted model, not a curated record. Bases 197 to 631 code for a protein of 144 amino acids.